Messenger RNA from Phytomonas sp. Hart1, 1563 nucleotides. The record is from the annotation of a GenBank genome assembly. NCBI's taxonomy places the organism in Eukaryota, Euglenozoa, Kinetoplastea, Trypanosomatida, Trypanosomatidae.
AUGUUCCGACGCUCUUGUAGGCUGGUAUGGACCCCGAACUACUUUCGGUAUGGGCGUCGUACGGAUCGUCUCGCCACAAAGAUGACCUCUAAAAAAAGACAGGUCUUAGCCACGGCAGGGGCACCAAAAAGGGGGAUGACGAAGCGCCCCCACAAGGAGGAGGAAAACUCCACAUGGGUUUCCUCUUUGCACUACGUCAACAUGCAGCUUACGCGUCUCAAUAUCUCCGAAAAGGAAGACUCUUGGCGACGGAGCGCACGUGAAAAGCUCAUACGCACCUCUCAAAAGCUCCAUUCGGAAUGGAAACGACUUCCGGCCCUUUUACCUAAAAAAGCACAGGACGAUCAGCAGGCGUGUCUUUGUUUUCAGACCCGGCAAGAUGUCCUUGGCCCCUUGUCUAGCUUUCUUCGUGUGCCACGGCAGCCUCACACGAGUUCGUUCAGGGGUGACCACUUAAAAUUAUAUCGUGUUGUAGAAGAUGCUGAAAUCGUGGAUGAUAAAGCCCCUCCAUUGGCUCAUAGGACUUCCGCCGGAUCCAUUUCUUCAGAUACCUCCAGAGAUUGGGGUAUUACACGUUUUUCGCUUGAAGAUUUGAUUGGUUUUCUAGAGCUUUACCAUUAUGUCGAGAGCGAGGAUGGCCCACUGUUAGGUCUUCUUCUUCAUGAAGUGAAUCAAUUUCUAUUUGGCAAUGUGAUGCCUCUUUUGGAAACCUCCGGCGCGGAAUCGGUGCGAGUUCGCCUUCCUCUUCCACAGCUCCUCUUCAUCCUGUCCGAGCUGGGAAUAACCGAGGAGCGCAUGCUGCAGGCGAUUGUGUGUCGUAGUCAUGAAAAGCUCCCCCCCUCCCAUCCGGGAGAUCCCACGACAAGAGGUCUGCUGUACGCCAAUUUACCCCUUUAUACAACUCGGGAUCUUGUAGUCUUGAUGGUCGCGCUCCAUCGCUUUGGUUUACAGCAAGACUACGCGUUUGAACGAACCAUCAAAGCCUUGAAAGUGCGCUUGUGGAGGUCGGACUCUCCCGAGGCUCACCUUCGGCUAACUAUCAAAAAAAUGGAAUUAAAUGCUGACAGUCCCCUCGGACGUGAAUCACGCGACGGGGUUGCCAACGAGCUGGGGAAUUCGGACAAUGAACCCGCUGAUCGGUGGCUUCGGCACCUUCCGAGACUUGAAAAGGAUUUGCAAUGCCCCCUUGAAGUGUUGGUGGAGGCGAUUACGGCCCUCAGUGUGAGUGUGUUUCGCCCCCGGGAUGUGCUUGCUUUGGUGGCGAACUUACUACUGGUAUCUGCACACGCUGAAUUGAAAGCCGUCCUGGGUAGUGCCCUCAUAAGCCCUUCAGAGAAGAAAUCCACGAUGUUGGCCAUCUCGCACCAACUUCACCAGGCAGUGCAUCUCUAUGAAGAAAUGAACGAACUACAGCCAUUGUUGGCAGAACUGCUUACCUGGAGUUGCACCGUUUCCGAAGUAGGUGUAUUAAUAGACGGAGAGGAAAGCGCUGAGAUUCCAUCGGAACGUCGGGCAUGCUAUGAUCACGUUACGGCGGAUCUGGUCAAAGUAAACUCAGUAUGA